This is a messenger RNA of Humulus lupulus (European hop), 621 nucleotides long. RefSeq lists its product as uncharacterized. The transcript has 3 exons. The record is from RefSeq and is a predicted model, not a curated record. The coding region runs from base 128 to 520 and encodes 130 amino acids. Lineage: Eukaryota; Viridiplantae; Streptophyta; Magnoliopsida; Rosales; Cannabaceae.
UGAGGUUAAUAAUUUAUAUUAGGACUUUCAACAUCAGUAUAUUGACACUCUAAUAGAUAACCAUUUGCCUUAUAAUUUAUACUAUCAGGAAGCUGCUCGUGCAGCUUUUGAAGAUGCGGAAAAGCAGAUGGAAGACAUAUUGGGAGCUAUUGAAACAAAAUCUGAGAGUAUCACAAAAAUUCAAAAUGAUCUUGAAAGGAGCAAACUCGAAGCAUUGGAAGCUCAUAAAGUGGAACAAGUUCGUGUUUUAAUGAUGUACAGGGAGGGGCUUGGCAGGGACGGUGGCUGGGCGCGGGGCUGGCUGGUGGGGUUCUCAACUUCACGGCGGCAGCAGUUUUAUUGCAGAAAUUGGGCUAAACUUUAUAUUAAAGAUGCUAAAGAAGUUUUCAGGUAUAUUGAGAUGAUUUCUUUGGAGCAAUUCUUGACAACAUUUGUAGUUGAGGCCUUUAGAAUGGAAGAAUGUAUUUCACUAAUUUUUGUAUACAUUUCUUGUUUUGUAUUUAGUGAUAAAGGAAUCUGAAUUGGGCAUAAAUUAUGUUGUAAUAUGAUUUCUUAAGCCUAGACUAGUAGACUAAAUAUUGUAAUUACAUUUGAGUAAUUAAUAAAAAUCUAUUUAUGUUA